AUGACUCAUGAACAGCAAGAAAUGCUUACUAUGGAAAGACCAGUUGACAAAGUUGAUAUCUGUAUUGUCGGCGGUGGUCCAGCUGGAUUAGCUGCUGCAAUUAAAUUCAAACAACUGGAUAAUGAACGUGGUAAUGGAGAUUUGAGAGUUGUUGUUUUAGAAAAGGCACCUGACAUGGGAUCACAUAUUGUUUCUGGUGUCAUUUUAGAGCCAAAAGCCCUAAGAGAAUUGUUCCCAGAAAGUGAAUACUACGACGAGAACGGUGAAGGAAUUCCGUUGCCUGAGGAGCUUGUGACUAAAGUUGAAAGCGAACAGUUGAAAUAUUUGAUGGGAAAUAUGGCCUUCCCAGUACCUGAACCACCUCAGAUGGUGAACAAAAACAAAAACUAUAUUGCGUCAUUGUCUCAAGUUGUCAGAUAUUUGGCAGAACAGGCAGAAGAACUAGGAGUUGAGGUCUUUCCUGGUAUAUCUGUUUCCGAAGUUAUCUAUGGGGAAGAUGGGAAAUCUGUGCUUGGUGUUGCUACGAAGGAUAUGGGUAUCUCAAAGACAGGUGAACCAAAGGACACUUUUGAAAGAGGUAUGGAAUUCCAUGCCAGACAAACUUUCUUUGCUGAAGGUUGUCACGGAUCCUUAUCCAAAGAAGUUAUCAACAAGUUCAAGCUAAGAGAAGGUAGAAAUAAUCAAACUUAUGGUCUAGGUAUCAAAGAAGUUUGGGAGGUUAAACCUGAAAAUUUCCACAAAGGUUUUGUUGCACACACUAUGGGAUACCCAUUGAGUAAUUAUGUCUACGGUGGUGGUUUCAUGUAUCAUUUUGGCGAAGGCUUAGUCACUGUUGGUUUGGUGGUAGGUUUGGAUUACAAGAACCCAUAUGUGUCACCAUAUCAAGAAUUCCAAAAGAUGAAGCAUCAUCCAUACUACAAAAAGAUACUAGACGGAGGUACUUGUAUAUCAUAUGCAGCAAGAGCUUUGAACGAAGGUGGGUUACAGUCAGUUCCAAAGUUACACUUCCCUGGUGGUUGUUUGAUAGGUGCUUCAGCAGGUUUCAUGAACGUUCCGAAGAUUAAGGGUACCCACACUGCAAUGAAGAGUGGUAUGCUAGCUGCUGAAAAGGCAUUCGAAGAAAUCAUUAAACUACCUUCACUCUCUGAACUAGAAGAAAGUGAAACAGAACAGCUUGUAGAAAAACCAAUCAACUUAGUAUCGUAUGAAACAGCUUUCAGGGAAUCGUGGAUAUAUCAAGAGCUAAAUGAAGUUCGUAAUAUUAGACCCUCAUUUGGAAAUCCAAUAUUGGGCGGAUAUGGUGGUAUGGUAUAUUCUGGUCUUGAAUCUUUUAUCCUAAAAGGAAGAGUCCCUUGGACUUUUAAUCAUCAUGCUUCUGAUGCAACCUUAACAAAACCAGCUGACCAAUGUAAACCAAUUGACUAUCCAAAGCCUGAUGGAAAAAUUUCGUUCGAUAUUUUGACUUCGGUUUCAAGAACUGGUACAUAUCAUGAUGAUGACGAAAAGUGCCACUUGAGAGUUCCAGAACAAGAUCUUGAAAAGCAUGCAAAAGAGGCUUAUCCUAAAUGGAAGGGAAUUGAGUCCAGAUUCUGCCCUGCCGGUGUGUAUGAAUAUGUGGAGGAUGAAGCGUCACCAUUAGGAGUGAAGUUCCAAAUUAACUCUCAAAAUUGUAUUCAUUGCAAAACUUGUGACAUUAAGGUUCCAACUCAAGAUAUCAAUUGGGAAGUUCCUGAAGGUGGUGAUGGUCCAAAAUAUACCAUUACCUAA
Kluyveromyces marxianus DMKU3-1042 is the source of this 1767-nucleotide messenger RNA. RefSeq names its product electron-transferring-flavoprotein dehydrogenase (gene CIR2). NCBI's taxonomy places the organism in Eukaryota, Fungi, Ascomycota, Saccharomycetes, Saccharomycetales, Saccharomycetaceae. The record is from RefSeq and is a predicted model, not a curated record. Gene Ontology annotation, cellular component: mitochondrial inner membrane. Gene Ontology annotation, molecular function: iron-sulfur cluster binding; electron-transferring-flavoprotein dehydrogenase activity. The transcript has a single exon. Gene Ontology annotation, biological process: electron transport chain. The coding region runs from base 1 to 1767 and encodes 588 amino acids.